Molecule: messenger RNA, 2571 nt
Organism: Impatiens glandulifera
Lineage: Eukaryota; Viridiplantae; Streptophyta; Magnoliopsida; Ericales; Balsaminaceae
Product: cucumisin-like
Exons: 10
Coding region: 1-2571 (856 amino acids)
Biological process (GO): proteolysis
Molecular function (GO): serine-type endopeptidase activity
Source: RefSeq, a predicted model, not a curated record
AUGGACUCGGUCCACAAACUUGGAAAUAACAACGACAAUACUCCAACCGAAAAAUGUAGAUACCAACGACUUGUGGGGCGACUCAUGUACUUAUCUCACACUCGUCCCGGCAUUGGCUUCGUAGUGAGCGUUGUUAGCCAAUUCAUGAAUCGCCCUUCCGAAGAACAUAUGAACACAAUUUUCAGAAUUCUAAGGUACCUAAAAGGUUCUCCGGGAAAAGGCCUUCUAUUCACACGUAAAGACGACGGCAACCUCAUCACAUGGAGAAGCAAGAAACAAUCUAUUGUUGCUCAGAGUAGUGCCGAAGCUGAGUAUCGUUCUCUUGCACUCGGAAUUUGUAAAGGAAUUUGGAUACGCCACAUCCUUGAAGAGUUAGGAUUGCCUCCAGAUAGACCUAUUCAAAUGUUGUGUGACAACCAAGCUGCAAUUAGUAUUGCAAAGAAUCCUAUUCAUCGUGCUAGGACCAAACACAUUGAAAUUGAUCGUCACUUUAUUUCAGAGAAUGUAAAUAAAGGCUCUAUUGCACCUCUCUACGUUAUAUCUCGCAAUCAGGUGGCUGACAUACUCACCAAAGCUCUUCCUAAACCGAAUUUCGAGGAACUAUGUGGCAAUUUAAACAACAACAUUUCUACGUCACUUCUUCACACUUAUAAGGCCGAUUUCAAUGGUUUUGUCGUCAUGUUAACGAAGGACGAAUAUCAUCGAAUUUCAUUAAUGGAAGAAGUGGUAUCGGUAUUUUCAAAUAGAAAUAAUCAUUUGUACACUACGAGAUCAUGGGACUUCAUUGGAUUUUAUGAAACAAGUAGAAGAGUAAAAUCGGUGGAGAGUAACAUCAUUGUUGGAAUAAUCGAUACCGGAAUUUGGCCAGAAUUAGAUAAUUUUAGAGAUACAGGAUUUGGACCUCCACCACGUAAAUGGAAAGGCUCGUGUCGAGGAUUAAUAAAUUUCACCUGCAAUAAUAAAAUUAUUGGAGCAAGGUACUAUAACAUAAAGGGAGACUUCACGGAAACUGAUAUCAAAUCUCCAAGAGACACCAAUGGUCAUGGAACUCAUAUAGCAUCAACGAUCGCCGGAAACCCUAUUAGUUCGGCAAGCUUUUCCGGUCUCGGCAAAGGUACAGCUCGGGGAGGAGUUCCGUCUUCACGGAUUGCCGUAUAUAAGGUUUGUUGGUCCAAUAACAUUUGCGCAGAUGCUGACAUCCUGGCUGCAUUCGAUGAUGCCAUUAAAGAUGGAGUUGACAUAAUAUCAAUUUCUAACGGAAAUGACUAUAAUGCAAAUUAUCUCGACGAUUCGAUAGCUAUUGGAUCUUUCCUUGCCAUGGGAAAGGGAAUUCUGACGACAAUGGCCGGUGGAAACGAUGGUCCGGAAAUUUCAACUGUUACCAAUGUUGCUCCAUGGGCAAUUACAGUUGCAGCAAGCACCAUUGAUCGAAGAUUCUUUACCAAAUUGAAGUUGGGUAAUCAUGCAACUUUUCAGGGAGAUACAGUGAACACGUUUGAUUCAAAUGGUUUCCUCCCUUUAGUGUAUGGUGGUGAUGUUCCAAAUAAAACAUUGAAUAUUUCUGGAGCAGGAGCUCUUUUGGCAGGAGCAACUGGUAUGGUGAUACGAGCAAAUGGACCCAAAGAUAAUGGUCUCGCGUUUCCCCUCCCUGCAACUUAUGUUGACGAUAAGGUUAGAUACGACAUCAUGAGCUAUAUUAACACAACAAGAAAUCCAAUAGCAAGCAUAUUGAAGAGCAAUGAAGCUAUUGAUGAGUUUGCACCUUAUAUUGCAUCCAUGUCAUCUAGGGGACCGAAUCCCUUAACAUAUAGCAUCCUCAAGCCGGAUUUAUGUGCGCCUGGUAUUGGUAUAUUGGGAGCAUGGACACUUUUGAAUUCUCCUGAGGGAGUACAAAUUGAUAAAAGGAGGCUUCCUUAUAACAUCCUAUCGGGUACAUCAGUAGCCACUUCACAUGUUACUGCUGCCGCCGCUUAUGUCAAAUCCUUCCAUCCUUCAUGGUCUCCAUCUGCUAUAAAAUCUUCUCUUAUGACUACUGCCUUCAAGAUGAAUGCAAAUACAUAUUCUGGACAAGAAUUUGGUUAUGGAGCAGGCCAAAUAAACCCUGUAGGGGCUAUUGAUCCCGGUCUUGUGUAUGAUGCUAGUAAAGCGGACUAUUUACAACUCUUGUGUUCACUAAAGUAUAACAACAAGCAGUUGAAAAGACUUACUAAAAACAUUAUACCAUGUUCCUGCAUCUUCUCUGGAUGUAAAACUGCUUGGAAUCUAAACAUUCCUUCAUUUUCUAAAAAUGUAUUGCCUACAACUCCUUUUAAUGUCACUUUCACUAGGAGAGUUACUAAUGUGGGAUUAGCAUCAUCUAUUUAUAACGCCCAGAUUGUUGCUCCGCCUGCACUGAAAAUAGUAGUCGUGCCGAACAAACUCUUUUUCUCUAAAGUUGGACAAACUCGAUCAUUCAUGAUGACUGUCACAGGAAGACUUAAUUUGAAACAGAAGUUUGUGUCUGCUUCUUUGUCAUGGAUAGAUGGCACACACAUAGUAAGAAGCCCCAUUAUUAUUUUUGCUCCUAGAUAA